Molecule: messenger RNA, 459 nt
Organism: Hibiscus syriacus
Lineage: Eukaryota; Viridiplantae; Streptophyta; Magnoliopsida; Malvales; Malvaceae
Product: transcription repressor OFP8-like
Exons: 2
Coding region: 1-459 (152 amino acids)
Biological process (GO): negative regulation of DNA-templated transcription
Source: RefSeq, a predicted model, not a curated record
AUGUUCUUCGACUCAUCUUAUCACGAAAGUGUUAAUUACGGUGGCCGUAGCCGUGGGUGGUGGUGGUUUGGCAGCGAAGAUGAAGCCGAGACUCUUUUCUCUUCAAGGACUCUCUCGUCAUCGGAGUGGCAGCAACAUCGUGAUCACCGGAGAAAGCACAACGCUAGCCGGAGAAGAGCUAAGAGCGGGAAUAAAGUAAAAGACAGCUUUUCCGUGAUGAAAAAUCCCGAUGAUCCCUACACUGAUUUCAGGGCAUCGAUGGUGGAGAUGAUCGUUGAGAGAGAGAUAUUUGAAGCUAAAGAAUCGGAACAACUGUUGCAGUGUUACUUGUUAAACUCUCAUCACCAUCAUAGGGUUAUCUUCGAGAACGACAACUCGACAAGAACAAGAGGUAAACUCUUUCACUUUGUUUGUCUUCUGCAUGCUCUUGAGCAUGGUUUUCAUAACCGGACCGGUUAG